GCUGGCCCUGGGCUUCCUCUCUCCACUCGCCUCCACAGAGCUGUCGCUUCGGAGCCCGAGGACGCACGGAGGGUCUGUUUUUAGGGUCCCCGGACUGCAGACACUGCCAUGGCCCCUGUGCUCAGCAAGGACGCGCCGGACAUCGAGAAUCUCCUGGCUUUAAAUCCUCGAACACAAACUCAUGCAACUCUGCGUUCGACUUCGGCCAAGAAAUUAGACAAGAAGCAUUGGAAGAGAAACCCCGAUAAGAACUGCUUUGAUUGUGAGAAGCUGGAGAAUAAUUUUGAUGACAUCAAGCACACGACUCUUGGUGAGCGAGGAGCCCUCCGAGAAGCAAUGAGAUGCCUAAAAUGUGCAGAUGCCCCGUGUCAGAAGAGCUGUCCAACGAAUCUAGAUAUCAAAUCGUUCAUCACAAGUAUCGCAAACAAGAACUAUUAUGGAGCUGCGAAGGUGAUUUUUUCAGACAACCCCCUAGGUCUGACCUGUGGGAUGGUGUGUCCAACCUCCGAUCUCUGCGUGGGCGGGUGCAAUCUCUGUGCCACUGAAGAGGGACCGAUUAAUAUCGGUGGACUGCAACAGUUUGCUGCUGAGGUGUUCAAAGCCAUGAGCAUACCACAGAUCAGGGACCCGUGUCUGCCGCCCCCCGGAGACAUGCCCCCAGCCUACUCGGCCAGGAUUGCUCUUCUCGGGGCCGGGCCUGCCAGCAUAAGUUGUGCUUCCUUUUUGGCUCGAUUGGGCUACUCCGACAUCACUAUAUUUGAAAAACAAGAAUACGUUGGGGGUUUAAGUACUUCUGAAAUCCCUCAGUUCCGGCUGCCGUAUGACGUAGUAAAUUUUGAGAUUGAGCUUAUGAAGGACCUUGGUGUGAAGGUAAUUUGCGGUAAGAGCCUUUCGGUGAAGGACCUGACUCUCAGCAAGCUCAAAGCAGAGGGAUACAAAGCCGUUUUCGUUGGCAUAGGUUUGCCAGAACCCAAAAAAGACCACAUCUUCCAAGGCCUGACACAGGACCAGGGGUUUUAUUCAUCCAAAGACUUUCUGCCUCUCGUAGCCAAAGGCAGUAAAGCAGGGAUGUGCGCCUGUCACUCUCCAUUGCCAUCGGUCCGGGGAGCCGUGAUCGUGCUGGGAGCGGGAGACACGGCUUUCGACUGCGCCACCUCAGCGCUGCGCUGCGGGGCCCGCCGCGUGUUCGUCGUCUUCAGGAAAGGCUUCGUGAACAUCAGAGCUGUCCCCGAGGAGAUGGAGCUUGCUAAGGAAGAAAAGUGUGAAUUUCUGCCCUUCCUGUCCCCACGGAAGGUUCUAUUGAAAGGAGGGAGAAUUGUGGGUAUGCAGUUUGUGCGGACCGAGCAGGACGAAGCUGGGAACUGGAUUGAAGAUGAAGAGCAGAGGGUCCAGCUGAAAGCCGAUGUGGUCAUCAGUGCCUUCGGCUCCGUCCUGAGCGACCCUGACGUGAAAGAAGCCCUGAGCCCUAUCAAAUUUAACAAAUGGGGUCUCCCAGAAGUAGAUCCAGAAACUAUGCAGACCAGCGAACCAGGGGUGUUUGCUGGCGGUGACAUCGUGGGAAUGGCCAACACGACUGUGGAGUCCGUGAAUGACGGGAAGCAGGCUUCUUGGUUCAUUCACAAAUAUAUACAGUCACAACACGGAGCUGCGGUUCCUGCCAAGCCCGAGCUGCCCCUCUUCUACACGCCCGUGGACCUGGUGGACAUCCACGUGGACAUGGCGGGGCUGCGGUUCCCCAACCCGUUCGGGCUCGCCAGCGCGACGCCUGCCACCAGCACCACGAUGAUCCGCAGAGCCUUCGAGGCCGGCUGGGGUUUCGCCGUGACCAAAACGUUCUCUCUGGAUAAGGACAUCGUGACAAAUGUCUCACCCAGAAUCAUCCGGGGAACCACCUCUGGCCCCAUGUACGGCCCUGGACAAAGCUCCUUCCUGAACAUCGAGCUCAUCAGCGAGAAAACAGCGGCAUACUGGUGUCAAAGUAUCACUGAGCUCAAGGCUGACUUCCCAGACAAUGUCCUGAUCGCGAGCAUCAUGUGCACCUACCGCAAGGAGGACUGGGCGGAGCUCUCCAGGAUGGCCCAGGCUUCCGGAGCUGACGCCCUGGAGCUGAAUCUGUCGUGCCCACAUGGCAUGGGCGAAAGGGGAAUGGGCCUGGCCUGCGGGCAGGACCCGGAGCUGGUGCGGAACAUCUGCCGCUGGGUUAGGCAAGCUGUUCAAGUUCCUUUUUUUGCCAAAUUGACCCCAAAUGUCACUGAUAUCGUCAGCAUCGCGAGAGCUGCCAAGGAAGGUGGUGCAGACGGUGUAACAGCCACCAACACAGUCUCAGGUCUGAUGGGCCUCAAAGGCGACGGCACGCCCUGGCCAGCAGUGGGCACCGGGAAGCGGACGACAUAUGGAGGAGUGUCUGGCACAGCCGUCAGACCCAUCGCCCUGCGAGCCGUGACGGCCAUUGCCCGCGCUCUGCCCGGCUUUCCCAUUUUGGCCACCGGGGGGAUCGACUCGGCGGAGAGCGGCCUUCAGUUCCUGCACGGCGGCGCCUCGGUGCUCCAGGUGUGCAGCGCUGUCCAGAACCAGGACUUCACGGUGAUCGAGGAUUACUGCGCUGGCCUGCGAGCCCUCCUCUACCUGCAGAGCAUCGAGGAGCUGCGGGCCUGGGACGGGCAGAGCCCCCCUACCGCGAGCCACCAGAAGGGGAAGCCAGUUCCUGGAAUAGCUGAGCUCACCGGAAAGAAACUGCCAAGUUUUGGGCCUUACCUUGAGCAACGCAAGAAAAUCAUAGCCGAGAACAAGAUUAAACUGAAAGGAGAAAAUGCAGCUUUUCUGCCCCCCAAGAGAUGCCUUUUUAUCCCUCAAAAGCCUAUUCCCACUGUUAAGGAUGUCAUUGGAAAGACACUGCAGUACCUGGGGACCUUCGGUGAUCUGAGCACCGUGGAGCAUGUCGUGGCCAUGAUUGAUGAAGAAAUGUGUAUUAACUGUGGCAAGUGCUACAUGACCUGCAAUGACUCUGGCUACCAGGCCAUAGAGUUUGAUCCCGAAACCCACCUGCCCAGUGUGACGGAUGCGUGCACCGGCUGUACUCUGUGUCUCAGCGUCUGCCCCAUCAUCGACUGCAUCAGAAUGGUUUCCAGGACAACCCCGUACGAGCCCAAGAGAGGCCUGCCCUUGGCCGUGAAUCCCGUGUGUUAAGGUGGUUUCUGAAGCUACUGCAAACUUUGCAGUCACCCACAUACACUUAGCUUUCUCAUUGUGAUCACUCGGUUCAGCUCUUUCAAAAUGAAAAUAGAUAUAUAAUUUCUAGAUGAAAAUAUAAUCUCUAAAUAAGUUUCUAACUUAGAAAAAGCCUGCUACCAGUGACCAUUCAAUCAAUGGUCAUACGUAGAAUAAUUCUUCUCUGAGGGUAGUUGUGAAAUGACUGUGUAGCAGUUAACUGGAUGUUCACCAUCUGUUCAUGGUGAAAAUAUUAAUUUUUUGUGGCAAUUAAUGCAACAAUUUCCAAAUUUCCCAGUGCUGGGCUCUGUCUUCGAUUUCUAAUCGUAAGCCAAAUUACAUAUUAUAUGGAAAAUGUACGAUGAAACAUAAGAAAAUGUUUCCAAUGAAAUAUUUUAUAGUUAAAAAUUACACUUAAUUUUAACACUGUCUCUAAGCAAACAGAGUUAGCUCCAGAAAGCACAGAUGAAAAAAGUCGAACAAUUUUUUUUACCGCAGCUGGAAAAAAAAGCCAAGUGGGUAGGCAUACUCUGCAGGGGCCCCUUUGCUGAAAGAGCUCCCCCUCUUGGUGGCAGAGACCACCAGCAAGAGCGUUUUAACCAUCAGGCCCCUGUUCUUCACCCAGCAGCCCCCCCCCCCCCCCCCGCCCCCCAGGGCAGCAGCACGUUCUUCUCUCUCCGGGUCGGAGCACGUGCGGGCCGGGCAAGCGCUCUUCGCGCACAGACCCGCCCUGGCGGAGGGGUACCACCUGCACCCGGUCGGCGCCCACCGCGCCUGCGUGCCAGCGGCUGCGCGUCACCAUGCGAGAGGAGGGACGCGGCACUGGCAGUAUCUCUUAAAUGAGCAAGCACAGUUCAGCUACUCAUCGUGUUUAUGCUAAGUUUCAGAGGUUCUGGAAUAAAAAAGAAAUCUAUUUUUUUCUGUGAUUGCCAAACAAUAUUUUUGCACUUUUCUAUUUUCAUAAUCAGCAAAUAGCACCCUGUAAUUCAUGUAUCGCUCAUGGGUGGCACAUUUCGCAGGAAUCCAUAGGAGUCGAUCUUGACGUAGUUCUGGGACAAACACCAGGCCUAGGAAACGAGAUGUCUGAUUAUGCACUGUUGAGAAAUGAACGCUUACCACAGAAUCUGUAUGGCUGAAUAAUAUCAAAUAAAUGUUGU
Molossus molossus (Pallas's mastiff bat) is the source of this 4364-nucleotide messenger RNA. RefSeq names its product dihydropyrimidine dehydrogenase (gene DPYD). The transcript has 23 exons. Gene Ontology annotation, molecular function: NADP binding; iron-sulfur cluster binding; uracil binding. Bases 109 to 3186 code for a protein of 1025 amino acids. Lineage: Eukaryota; Metazoa; Chordata; Mammalia; Chiroptera; Molossidae. Gene Ontology annotation, cellular component: cytoplasm; cytosol. Gene Ontology annotation, biological process: thymine catabolic process; uracil catabolic process. The record is from RefSeq and is a predicted model, not a curated record.